Engraulis encrasicolus (European anchovy) is the source of this 1865-nucleotide messenger RNA. RefSeq lists its product as uncharacterized. The transcript has 2 exons. The coding region runs from base 111 to 1661 and encodes 516 amino acids. The record is from RefSeq and is a predicted model, not a curated record. Gene Ontology annotation, molecular function: zinc ion binding. Lineage: Eukaryota; Metazoa; Chordata; Actinopteri; Clupeiformes; Engraulidae.
GUGGCGCCAUUACUCUUCUAAAUGCAUGGAACUUCCGCCGGAAAAGGGCUGCACAGCGUUUUCCAAUGUAAACAAACCUUGACAGCCCACACUUAGACCGCACGCUAAUAAUGUGGGAACACAGUUUAAAUACUUUAACAGGAGAUGGCGUUACUAUCCCCCACCCGGAUUAUGUGCAGAACUGGGAGGAUAGUAUGACAACAUGGCCGAACGUAACGUAUGGAAAUAUUUGUGCUUAUUUCGUGGACUCCCUAGCAACGGAUGGAAAAGCCAUGGACAACUUAAAAGCCUCCGAGGCAUAUCAGUAUUUGCACAGUCAGAAAGUUGGUCGCAUAAUGUCUUACAAGCACGAACGUUUUGUUUAUUUGAAAGCCGAUGUUGAACCAAGUCAGUGCUUGAAUAGCGCCUGGCACAAUGCUUGGGUGCUAACCACAGAAGCGGGAGACAUCAAAACAGCUGGAUGUACGUGUGUCGCUGGACCUGGAAGAUCUUGUUCCCAUGCAGCUGCGAUCCUGUGGAAGGUAGAAAAUGCUGUGAGACAGGGCAAAACCGGGCUCGCCUGCACAGACGGACAGAACCAGUGGAAUGCUGGGUCUAAAAGAAAUGCUGGACAGAGGAAGAUGAAGUAUGUGAGCUUCAAGAGACACAAGAGGACAGACCUCUACCAGCUGCAAUCAACUGCACAGCCAUCCUCUUCCUCUCCAGAACCAGCACAGGAGGUGAGACUCUUUAGAAGUCAUGAAGAGUGGAGGAAGAACGCGCUUGCCUCACCAAUGGCAGCACUUUUCAAUUGCCCUGGGGAUAGCCUCCUUCAGCUCUGCCUUAAUGCCGACACCACCAACAUCACUGAUCCAACACCAUGCCCACACCUCCAUCUCCUAAGCCAUGAUGAACACCACACACCACUGGCUUGUGAAAAAUGCAGAACUUUUUACAAUCAAUACAUUGAUAUGCCCACACCCAAGUUUGAGGAGAUUGAGAGGGCUACCAAACAACAGAGCAAAGAACAGGUUUGGCAUGAUGCAAGGAGAGUGCGCAUUACAGCAAGCACAGCAAAAAAGGUGCCCAUUCGCUUAACCACAGCGCCUGAGAAGUUUUUGUCAGAGCACUUACAUCCAUCCUUCCGUGGCAAUGCCGCAACUCGCCAAGGAGCAGAGGGGGAGGAAGUGGCAAGGGACCAUUUGGAAACUCUGGGCAACAGCAUCGAGUGUAAAGGGUUAGUGGUGUGUAAAAUGGAGCCGUGGCUUGCAGCAUCACCCGAUGGAGUGAUUAACAAAGACACUCUUUUAGAGAUCAAAACACCAGUGAUGGGAAACAAGUCAAUGGAUGAAUUUUUGGCAACAAAGGGCUGUGAAAUCACAACUGUGGCAAACGGCGAUAGGGUAGAAUACCUUAUUGCCUCUAACGGUCAAAAGGGCUACUACAUGCAGGUUCAGCUUGGGAUGUACUGCACAGGGCUUCAGCACGCCAAGUUGGUCAUCUGGAACAAAACGGAGCACCUAGAAAUAGAAGUACCCUAUGACCAAGACUUUGUUCAGGAGCAUAUCCCAAGGUUGCGCACAUUCUACUUUUCCCACAUGCUCCCAAAAAUUGUUGAUGAUUUUGUUGAGGGAAGAUUACAGUUCUGCAGUAGGUAUCUCAGCAUUGUAAAACCAAAAUAAGCUGCCUUAUGUAGAUGCAUAAGGGUGCCUGCCAGCAGAUGUCUGGUGUUUAGAAAAUGUAAUAUAUUAAUGAAUGUGAUAUAUGUUUCUUGUACAGACUUGAAAAUAAAUGUUGAUUAAAUUUCAAAUCAUUAUGAAACUACAAUCAUGUGUUCCCCCAUCUUCUUUAGAGUGUUAAGCUUACAAUUUCUUUUAACACAAUUC